AUGGCCCCUCUACCUCUCUUGACCCUGAGCAUGGUGGGAGGGCAAAGAAAGAAUAAGGAAGAAGCAGAUGCAAGAAGGGGGGAUUAUGAAAUGGCAGAAAGGGGGACAUGGUUGAGAGUGGAAAUCUGCGUCAUAUUCGCAUGUUCCAUCCAACCUUUGUUCCUUCUCCUGUCCAACGCGCCUCUCUUCCGUUUCAUGUCUUCCCCCAAACUCUGGCCUGUCUCUACGCAAACAAUCUUCAUCGCAGCCCAUCUCACCGUCCACAUCCCUCCUCCCUUCCCACUUUGCCCCAUGAUCACUUCCAACCCAUCCUUUCCUUCCUUCACGCUUGUCGCUCCUGACAUCACCUACUUCGUCCUCCCACAAGGUCGUAUUCCCUCUUCCUCCACUUCUACCCCUCCCUUCGUUCCCAAACCGUCCUUUCUCCCGUGCAGAAUCACUUCCAUAUGGACUGCUGCUGCGCUUUUCCCCAUACACAGCAUCCCACCCUCGAUCUCUCUGUGCCUCGAGUUCAUCAUCGCUGCUAUGCUCUCUACUGCUCCCUCUCUGUCCUCGUCGCAAAGGCAAGAUCUGCCUCUCUUGCCUACAACUACCACUGCUGGUUCUCAAGUUUUUCCUUCUUUGUGUGGCUCUCUUCUCAUGCUCUCCUCUCCUUUCGUGCCCUCCUCUCCUCUCAUGGUCUCCUCUCUUGCCGUCCUCUCCUCUAUUCCUGUCCUCUCCUCCCAUUUCGUGCUUUCCUCCUCCCCGCCAAGGCCCCUCUUCCUCCUCUUUCCCUCUUCGCCAAGCUCUUCCCUCCUCUUCCCCUCUUCGCCAGCCUUUCUCUUCGUCGUCUCUUAUCCUCCUCUUUUCAUCCCAAUGACCAUCGUCCCUGCUUCCCUCUCUUCGCUCCCUCCUCCAGCCAUCGCCACUUCUUUGCGUUCUCCGCGCUUCCCCAACGCUGCCUCCUCCCCUUGCAUCCCUGGACGUCAUCGGCCGCUCAGCUGA
Messenger RNA from Closterium sp. Naga37s-1, 984 nucleotides. The record is from the annotation of a GenBank genome assembly. Lineage: Eukaryota; Viridiplantae; Streptophyta; Zygnematophyceae; Desmidiales; Closteriaceae.